UAGCAAAGGUCCUUUUGCUAGCAGUUCAAAGUCUCUUGCCUGUAAAUGUUCUGUUUGUCUGUUUUUGUGGGGUCUUCUUUGCGUUUGCAUGAGCUAGAUGUCAAACGGAAUAUAGAAUUGUCGUUUGAAGAUGGACUGUUUCGAGGGAAAUAUUCUUCUCCUUGGGAUUUAUAAUGGAUUCCAGACAGGUCGUGUUUAUAUCCAGUUGCUAAUGUGAACGUGUCCUUCGUCCCCUCUAACCGUUAGCUAGCUACCUACCGACUGUAUUAGCUAGCUGGUUAGCUAGCUAACUACGUCAUUGAAAUCCUGCACGUCUUAUGAUAUGCUAUCUUGAAACUUUUUUUUGUCAUUUUGAAAAGACUAAGAAAUACGACAACCUAAAAAUAUCUAUCUUGACCGAUAAUCACAGGACGUCUCCAAAGUUUGACUUUCUUGGAAGUUGCCCGGCGAUUUGGCAAGGGUAACUUAACUCGGUGCUCGGGUUAUCUGUAAGUUACCGAAUAAGCAGCGCAUCCCCUUUUCAGUGCCAGUUUGUUUUAUUGCAGGCUAACUCUGGUAGCCAGCUAGCUACAUUUCAACUCAAGUCACGCCAGUUGGGUAAAAUUAGCUAGCGCCAGUGACAGUAUCUUCAUUAGGCAGUGCUAACUUGACAAACUACAUAUUUUUAUUAGGUAGCACUAACUAAACUCUGUGUUACAGUAUGUAAUCUGCAUUACGCAUUGGUUUGCCGUAUAACAUUAAGGCGAUGCACGUUUAGUUCGCUCGUUGCAGUUACCGUAUGUACUUUGCCAACAAGGUUGUAUUAUUGUCGAAUGAAAUAGCUCUAGCUAACGUUAGCUCUCGAGUUGGCUCUCCGUGGGGCGUGUUCCAUUGCUCUAAAUCUUGCUGGGGAACGUUAGCUAGGCUAGCUGGCGAUUGUAAUCGGUUUGGUAUAGCUACAUAGGCAGAAAAUGUUUUAUUCUGUAACGUUAGUAAUAAUAUUGAAUAACUAUUGCUGCCAGAAAUAUUAUAGUUGGCUACCUAACCACAUAUAGCCAAGUUCACCAGCUACAUAGUUAUGCAGCUACGUAAAGAUAUGUCACUAGCUAUGCGAUUUAUAACUAUUUACAACUAGCUAGCUAUUCUACUUAAUGUUAUCUAGUUAUCGCUAAUUAUUUACAAACAGUUAUUCGCUAGCUGCACGUUUGCAUUUUUUCAAUAUCUGGCCACCAGUAGUGGCGAGAUAAGCUAACUUGGGUUGUUUGUUUUAGCAGAUAGGCUAGCUACCUAAAAACCUCGCAACUGUCAUUCUUGCUAGCUGGUACUUUACAACAAAUCACCAUGCGGGAAAUGGGAUUUCAGUAAUUAUUGGAUGGUAGCUAACGUUACGGACUUCAGAUUUCCAGUUCGGUGAACGCUAGCCAGCUCGGACUGUGACCGACUCGAGAUGACCUAAUUAUUUCAGCUUUGAAAAGGAACACGAUAUGGAUCGAGGAGGGAUGAAGUACAGCAAUAACCAGGACGGUUGUGUGAAUUUUGGGAAUUCCAACGGGAGAGCCUUCCAGGGCGAGACGAGCGGGCCCCCGUCUGGCAGCCUGACCCUCCCGGGCGCGCCCCCGUCCAUCCUGGGGGACGUAUCCAACGGGGUGGGGAAAGGCACCCCCCGGGAGGAACUGACCACGGCCGUGUCGGCCUCCAUGGGCCUGUAUGCGGAGGAGCCUGACGGCAAGGCCCUAGGGCUGGACGGGAACCCGCGGGGGCCGAAGCAGCACACGCACACGCAGCCGCACACCCAACACACGCAACAGCACACGCAGCACACGCUGGGCUCCUUCUCGCUGGGGGAGAACUUCUCCCUCCUGGAGGCCAGCAUCGCGGACCUGAACCGCUGCGCCGCGUCCGUGGACGCCCUGACGGGCGUGGCCGCCCCGGAGCCCUUCCCGCUGAAGACAGAGGGCUUCUCCCCGCUGGGGAAGGACAUGGAGACUGACCUGUUCGGCCCGGCGGGUCGGAACCAGGACCUGAACCAGCGGCUUUUCGCCGACAACACCCUGGAAAUCCUGCAGGACCUGGAGCUGCCCGGCUCCCUGACGGACUUCAACGAAUUCUACGUGGACGACGAGGCGGCGUUCCUCUCGGCCCUGUCCGUGGACGAGGGGGACGCCGUGGGCACGCUCAAGGAUACCAAGCCCGUCGUCAGCGGCAACGGCGGCGGCAUGGGCUCGGCGUGCGCCGUCGCCAGCGCCAACGGCUCGGAGCAGCAGCCGCUGGAUCCCGCCAUGCCCGUCAUCAAGAAGGAGAAGGACACCUCCUUCAUCCAGCUGUGCACCCCGGGGGUCAUCAAGCAGGAGAAGGAGAGCAGGAGCUACUGCCAGAUGGGAGGCGCGGACCUCCCCAGCCCCCUGCACUCGCCCAUCUCCGUCUGCGGGGUCAGCACCUCCGGAGGCCAGGGCUACCACUACGGAGUCAACUCCCCAUCCACCUCGGGCCUGCACCAGCCUGACCAGAAGCCCAUUUUCGGCCUAUACCCGCCGCUGGCCCCGUCGGGGGACGGGUGGGGCCGGCCCUCGGAGAUGGGGAGGGGGAACGAGCUCGUCUCUGCCACGCAGUCCUUCGCCUCCGGUUACGUCAGUCACAUCCCUCGGCCGGAGGCCUCCUCGUCCUCCUCGGCUCAGGGGAAGAGCGGCUCGGGUCAUAAGAUCUGCCUGGUGUGCUCUGACGAGGCGUCUGGCUGCCACUACGGGGUGCUCACCUGCGGGAGCUGCAAGGUGUUCUUCAAGAGGGCCGUGGAAGGAUGGAGGGCACGGCAAAACACGGAUGGACAACACAAUUACCUGUGUGCGGGGAGGAACGACUGCAUCAUCGACAAGAUUCGACGGAAAAACUGCCCCGCCUGCCGCUUCCGAAAGUGUCUCCAUGCAGGAAUGAACCUGGAGGCGAGGAAGACGAAGAAGCUGAUCAGGAUGAAGGGUCAGCAGUCUACAGUAGCCGAGGUCUCAGGCCCAGCCAUGGCAGAGGAAGGGGCGCGGGCGCUGCUGCCCAAAUCCAUGCCCCAGCUCAUCCCCACCAUGUUGUCCCUGCUGAAGGCCAUCGAACCCGAGACCAUCUACUCCGGCUUCGACAGCACCAUCCCCGACACCUCCAACCGCCUGAUGACCGCCCUGAACCGCCUGGGCGGGCUGCAGGUGGUCUCGGCCGUCAAGUGGGCCAAGGCCCUGCCAGGUUUCCGGAACCUUCACCUGGACGACCAGAUGACCCUGCUCCAGUGCUCCUGGCUGGUGCUCAUGUCCUUCAGCCUGGGCUGGAGGUCCUUUCAGCAGUCCAAUGGAGGGAUGCUCUGCUUCGCCCCUGACCUCGUCGUCAACCAGGAACGGAUGAAGCUUCCCUACAUGACGGACCAGUGCGAGCAGAUGCUGAAGAUCUCCAACGAGUUUGUGCGGCUGCAGGUGUCCUACGACGAGUACCUGUGCAUGAAGGUCCUCCUGCUGCUCAGCACAGUGCCCAAGGACGGACUGAAAAGCCAGUCCGUGUUCGACGAGAUCCGCAUGGCCUACAUCAAAGAGCUUGGCAAGGCCAUUGUCAAGCGCGAGGAGAACUCCAGCCAGAACUGGCAGAGGUUCUACCAGUUGACCCGGCUUCUGGACUCCAUGCAGGAGAUGGUCGGAGGGCUGCUGAACUUCUGUUUCUACACGUUUGUCAAUAAGUCCCUCAGCGUGGAGUUCCCCGAAAUGUUGGCCGAGAUCAUCAGCAACCAGUUACCAAAAUUCAAAACCGGGAGCGUGAAACCCCUUCUGUUUCACCAGAAGUGACUGCCUUACAGUGUAUACAAUGCCUUAAAAAAAAGAAAAAAAAAGAGGAAAAAAAAAAAAAAAAACCCUACCCAGCCCGGCAGCCCUAAACACACACACACACACACACACACGCGCGCAUGCACACCAGCUUGCUCACACGUCCCUAGAGGAAUCCCACGUUGGAGGAGGGAAUGCUAACGUGCUAAGGGGCACUACCCUGAGGAUCCAGGGGAGCAGAAUGAGGUAGCCCUGAGGUGCAGGACAGGAAAAACAGGAAUUUGGCAAUUUGAAGACAUCAGUGCUCCAAGUUGCUUCAACGGACACACACUUCUAAUUGGCUGGAACAUACACACACACACACACACACACACACACACAACGAGUUAUGCUUUUAAAACCAAUACAAUAUUUUAUAUCAUUAGAAUAUUGAUUUUAUGCAUGCACACUGCUAAAAUGUUUACAAAUAUACAUCAGAAAAAGGGAAAACACGUGCCUUUUUUAAGCUUUGCUGUAUGAUUUUAGUUUUCCCCUCCCCCCUAAACUGUCCAGGGCAGGUAUUUUGCAGACACAAUGCUCUUAUUUGUGUAUUUUCCCCCACUUGCACUAGGCAGUUCUUGUCCUUUUCUUUCCAUGUUUUACAUUUUUUUAAAUAGCCAUGUUUCCAGAUCUGGGCAGCUUAAUGAUGGUCAACUAAAACAAGUGAUCCUUACAAUUAUGACAUGUUAAAUCCUAAAUUUCUGCUUUUGGUUUUAGCUUAAUGUUCCAUGUUUCAUUUCUCUGAAAUGGUAGCACUUUUCAGUCGGUGGACAGCAUUCUUGUCCGUUCAUUAGAAACACACAACAAAAGGCCUGCAAAGCAAAAAUAUACGUAUUAUUCCGGCCAAACGGGGAAAAGCUGCUGGCUUCAUGUCGUACGCCGUCCACGAUUCCUGGAAUGUGGUCCGACUCCGAUCCCGGGCAGCCCUCUGUCCGCGCAUGCGUCUCCCGGAGGGGGUCACGCAGUCUGUCCAAUCAGCGCGGAGCAUCUCCCCGCUCCGCGCGGCCCUGUCGAUUCCCAGAAUUCCCUGCCUUUUUCCAGAGCGGCCCCUGAUAGGAAUGCCAGUGAAUUCAGCGCCUAUAUAGUCCUCCCCCAACAGGAACGCCAGUGAAUUCAGCGCCUAUACAGUCCUCCCCCCAACAGGAACGCCAGUGAAUUCAGCGCUCGUACAGUCCUCCCCCCAACAGGAAUGCCGGCGAGUUCAGCGCUCAUACAGUACGCCCAACAGGAAUGCCGUUGAAUUCAGCAUUUAUACAGUACACCCCCCGACAGGAAUACCAGUGAGUUCAGCGCUCGUACAGUACUCCCCUUGACAGGAAUGCCAAUGAAUUCAGCAUUUAUACAGUACGCCCCCCGACAGGAAUACCAGUGAGUUCAGCGCUCAUACAGUACGCCCCCCGACAGGAAUACCAGUGAGUUCAGCGUUCAGCACUCAUACAGUACGCCCCCCGACAGGAAUACCAGUGAGUUCAGCGUUCAGCACUCAUACAGUACGCCCCCCGACAGGAAUACCAGUGAGUUCAGCGCUCAUACAGUACGCCCCCCGACAGGAAUACCAGUGAGUUCAGCGUUCAGCACUCAUACAGUACGCCCCCCGACAGGAAUACCAGUGAGUUCAGCGUUCAGCACUCAUACAGUACGCCCCCCGACAGGAAUACCAGUGAGUUCAGCGUUCAGCACUCAUACAGUACGCCCCCCGACAGGAAUACCAGUGAGUUCAGCGUUCAGCGCUCCUACAGUACGCCCCCCGACAGGAAUACCAGUGAGUUCAGCGUUCAGCGCUCAUACAGUACGCCCCCCGACAGGAAUACCAGUGAGUUCAGCGUUCAGCGCUCCUACAGUACGCCCCCCGACAGGAAUACCAGUGAGUUCAGCGUUCAGCGCUCCUACAGUACGCCCCCCGACAGGAAUACCAGUGAGUUCAGCCCUCAUACAGUACGCCCCCCGACAGGAAUACCAGUGAGUUCAGCGUUCAGCGCUCCUACAGUACGCCCCCCGACAGGAAUACCAGUGAGUUCAGCGCUCCUUUUCUUACAGCCGUUUUCGCCGUCGUCUACAGCCUCAUUAAAACCCUCCACCUUCUUCGUGUUGAUCAGUAGGAGGCCGUGGUUCAGGAGACCUCCGCACAGAGAACUGCUGAAAUGUGUAAGCGCUGAGAGAUCAGCCAUGUCCCUCAGCGCGUCUCCGCUUGUGUUCUGCCAGUGCCAAACCGCAUUCUCGCAUUUGUAUUUGAACUCUUUGACAUUAGGGUUGUCUAACAGUGAGAUAUUAUAAAUGUUUAUAUGAGAAGAGUUUUUAAAGAAAGCUGAUAUAAAUAUAUAAAUAUAUAUAUUUUUUUCUCCUAUGUUAAAGCGUUUUAGUUUAGAAAUACUCAAGGUAAUCACAUGCUUGUGUCUGCUCAGGUUUCCGAUAUGUGAACGUAGAGGAUCGGUCAACUUUAAGCCACCGUGGACGUGGUUUGCUCCAGCUGACAAAAAAACAAAAAUACAAAAAAAUACAAAAAAACGCAUUACUGGUAAUUAUUCUCAGCAUCAUUUGUUUAUCAUGCCCUUUUAUAUAUACGUUUUUAGAGUAUAUAGAUUAAAGGUGUUAAGAUAUGUUAUACGUUUUUUGAUUAGGUCAUCAGAACCUUUCUCUCUCCUGUUAAUGCCUGGCUUGGUUUUGUUUAUGCUCAGACAAUGCGACAGAGAAUUGAUUGAUUUGAAUUUUGAAGUUGACCGGAAGCGACAGUGCAUUUAUUUUAAUUUUUUUUUGCUGAGGUAAUAGGUUCUUGUUGUGCUGCAAUUGUCAAUAGCCAUACGCCUAUCUGCUACAUACUAAAGCCAUGCAUAACAUCCAGCUGUUUUAAAUGCUAAAAACCAGGUAUGCUCGUGUGCACCUUUCUUUAAUAAUGUCAGACUUAAGAACAUUUUGGAGGCAACGUCUGUGUGUGUGGAAUUAAACCAUUGUGAUUGAUGUGGCCGUUUUUAGAGUUGUACAUUUUUUCAUGUUACGUGUGUGUAACUCAUCUCCUGGGAGAUGAAGAGCCAGGUCUCUCUUGAAAGCGAUUUCUUUAACUCAGCGGGACCACCUGGUGUAAAUGAGAACGAUACCGACACAGUAAUGCCCAUAACUGUCAGAAGGUACCUUUCUGCACGUCAAACUUGCCAUUAGCACUUCAGCUUCACUGAAAAAAAAAUAAAGAUCAAAUAUCAGUAUUGAUAUUAAUCCCAUGGUAAUUAUUCCUCUGAUGUUUUUAUUCCGUUUGUGCUUCACUACAAACAACGUUGUAUUUGUAUGCAUUUUGGGUUACUUUCACAUACAGUGUCAGAGCGGUCCCGCAGGUUUGGAUUUUACAAAGCCAAGUACAUAAUUUUCCCCCCUUUUAAUAAAUAUGAAUAAUCAAGCUCAUUUCCAGCAUAAACAGAAAGAAAAUGGGGAAAAGUUUUUUGAAUUGAUUCAUUUUGAUGUACUAUAUUGAUAUUUAUUUCCUAAAAUACCUAUUUUAAGGGAGGAAAAAAGAAUACAAAUCUAGGAAUACAAAAAAGUUGAUUUUGAGAACAGUGUUCAAUUUUGUCAAUAAAUUUAAUCUUGGUGGUAUCUUCAUUUUAGUGACUUUAGUUAAUCUGUAAUCCACUAAGAAUCAGCAGUCAAUAUUUUGUUUGCGUUCUGACCAAGAAUAACCGUAUGCAAAUGUAUUUAAAGUGUCGAUGAAACAUGUUCGCUUGUACAUAAAUGUAAAUUAUGAAUGGGAGAGAUUUUAUGGAAAAAUACCCAUGUUUUUAAAUAAAAGAAAUGUGGGAUGGGGGAGGGGGGGGUGAGUAUAUUUUGUAUUGUACAACCAUUUGACCAAAGCAAAGCAGAAAAAGGAGCAUUCAUACGCAGUUAUUUUUACAAUAGCACUUCUACGUAAUUAUCAACUAUAGCACUUAAGUUAUUUUUUUAAUCUAGCUUUUGUAAUGGUUUAGGCUUUGGUUGCUUGUAAAUUACUGUGAAGAUUAACCAGUCACUUCAAAAAGGUAAAAACUGUGUGUGAAAGUAAUCUAUCAGCAAGAGCCUAAAAAAUUGCACUACCCUAAUACUGGUUGGAAAAAAAAGAGAGUCUAUUUUGUAUAAGAUACAUGCAAAUAUUAUCUUCUAAAAUUAAGGGCAGAUUGUAUUUCACUGGUUAUGGCUUUCAUUAAAGUGUUUUUUUUUUUGUUUUUUUUUUCAGUUCUGUAAUUGUAAUCCAAUGUAAAGAAUAUCCAAUUGUCUAUUUGUUUAAAAAUAGUUUUCUAUUACUUCUGUAUUACACCUUUUCUGUAGUCAAUGUUUAUCCUUUCACCUACUUGAUUAAAUGUUGGACUAAGGUUUCUUUGUUUGGUACUUUUGAAAACUUUGGCAAUGUGCUGAAGUGGUGUGCUGAUAACCAUGGUCAAUGGGUGAAAAUUGUUCAUUGGAAUGGUUUUUUUUCUCAUGAUAAAGGAGUUAACGGCUAUCAAUCGUUCAUAUAUAAUAAAUGCGCUUUUCCAUC
Molecule: messenger RNA, 8298 nt
Organism: Conger conger (European conger)
Lineage: Eukaryota; Metazoa; Chordata; Actinopteri; Anguilliformes; Congridae
Product: glucocorticoid receptor-like
Exons: 10
Coding region: 1464-3788 (774 amino acids)
Biological process (GO): nuclear receptor-mediated glucocorticoid signaling pathway; regulation of DNA-templated transcription
Cellular component (GO): nucleus
Molecular function (GO): zinc ion binding; sequence-specific DNA binding; DNA-binding transcription factor activity
Source: RefSeq, a predicted model, not a curated record